UAGCAGCUGACUUGCAGUGUCACUCGUGUCCGUCCAGUUUCGGGGGCUGGGAAGGACUCGUCUGGCGCAUUCGGAGCUGUAAAUAAAACAUUAACACAUAAAGUGCUCUCCGGGUCUGGUGUUGAUGGUUUAUGUCUGUCCUUGGAGUGAAACAUUUCCCCUGCAACUGCGGCAGCUUUAAACCCUGCAACCCCGCCCCUCAGCACUAUCACAUGAAUCUGGGCUCAACGCUGGAUGUGAAAAAAAAGUUUGGAGGAAUACAGAGAGAGAGAGAGAGGGAGGGAGAGAGAGAGAGAGAGAGAGAGAGACAGAGAGGGGAAAACGGUCUGGCUGCUUGAAGCUUUGUUUCGACUACAAACUUUUGGCGACAUGGACGCGCACCGCGGCGCGCCUCCGGCCGGGCAGCAGGUCGUGCACGUCCGCGGGGACUCGCAGACGGAGCUGGAGGCCCUCUUCAGUGCGGUGAUGAACCCCAGCAAGGCGACCAGACAGCCGGCCUCUCUGCCCAUGAGGAUGAGGAAACUGCCGGACUCCUUCUUCAGGCAGCCGGACCCCCGGGGCCACUCCAGACAAGCCAGUUCGGAUGGAGGCGUGUGUGGCUCCCUCACACCUCAUCACGUCCGCGCCCAUUCCUCCCCUGCCUCCCUCCCAGUCAACUCCCUCUCUACUCAAGCGGCAGAUGUAGCAGCGACAACUAUCAUACCUGACGACGUGCCACUCCCCCACGGUUGGGAAAUGGCCAAAACGCCUACUGGCCAACGAUACUUCCUCAAUCACCUGGAUAAGACAACCACUUGGCACGACCCUCGUCUCUCGCAGCUUCAGUCGGCUGCAGCUCAGCAUCCUAUCUCUGGCCCUCCGGUCCAUGCCCAUUCCCUCAGCAACCCAGCACCCACUACGCAACCACAAAACAUCAAUCCUGAGACAGGUCCACUGCCUGAAGGCUGGGAGCAGGCUGUGACUGCAGAUGGAGAGGUGUACUACAUCGAUCACAUAAAUAAGACCACCACAUGGGUCGACCCGCGUCUAGCACAGAAGAUGAACCCUGGCAUCCUUGGCUUGGCAAUGCAGCAAAGGCAGGAAAAGGAAAGGCUCAGAUGUAAACAAGGCCUCCCUCAGCAAAUCACACCACAGGAAGCAGGAGGAAGAAACCAGAUGACCGGUGGGAUGGACCAUGACAGGAACGCACCGACGCUUGUCCCGUCUCUGGAUGUCAGGAUCAGAGCCUCAAACCACGAGCCUACACUUAAUGGCGCUCACUCGCGCAACGAGAGCACUGACAGUGGUCUGAGUGUCAGCAGCUUACCCCGCACAUCGGACCACAUGUUGAGCUCUGUGGAUCACAUGGACACUGGUGACUCUGGUGAGACCUCCUCGAUGACCUUACAGGAGUCGAUGCCUGUGCUCCCCAUGUCUGAGGGCGAGGAGCUAAUGCCCUGCAUCCCCGAGGGUCUCAGUUCAGACCUUCUGAUGGACAUGGAGACCGUUCUGUCUGGGUCGCAUAUGGACAGGGACAGCCUGCUCACCUGGCUAUAGACACACCCGGCCUCUGCCCCUAAAUAUGGUUUGACGUCAGAUCUUCACAACAUGACUGAGAAUUUUGGAGGAUUUUUUUGUGCUUCAAAAGUGGUACAGAGCAACAUAAGUGAGAGAAUUCGCUACUGUUGUGUGAAGGAUACCUAACACUACUCACACCCUGAGGAAUAUAAAAACCUGACUCUCACAGAAGGUGGUAAGCUGCUGGCAUUCUCCUCUUUUUGGGCUUGGUUUUACAGAUAUGCACGACGGAGCAUCUAUAUUUUGAUGAUGCUCAUCGCUUCUCUGGUAAAGUACAUCGGAGCUAAUUUUAGGGUGCAGAUUUUUUUUUUUUUUUUAAAUCAUCCCCACUUGGGUAAUACCGUUUGCAGCAAAUCUUUAAAACACAGAGGCAAGUCAAGUUCCAGAAGCACAAAGAAGACAUGCUAAAAUAACACAGAAGCAGCACAAUACAUAUUUAACUGUAACACAAAACAUAUCCACAUUUAUCUCUGUUACUUCAUUUAGCCUGUGGGACAAAAGAACAACAUCUACAGUACAGCUUUUACCUCUAGGCUUGCAAUUUUUGUUAUUUUAAUGCACAUGCUCACAGUUUUCCAAAACAUGCUCUUAAGAAGCAUCAGGACUGAAAGCAAGAGAUGAAUCAAAGAAUGUAUCUUGAUUAACACUAAAUUGGUUCCAUAAAAGCAAAAAACCCUGCUCAAAAAGCGCUCUACGGCGACACAGAAACAUCAGGGGGAAGAGGACGCACGCUUGUGGUGAGCCAGCAGAAGGUUAAGAAAACUCCCAUUUACUCUCAGACUUUAGAAAUGGUCAGUUAAAAUGCCCACGAGCCAGAAAAAACAGAAUUAAAACCCUCGUCACAGUCACUUGUAAGUCUGAGUUGCUCACAAGAAUUUUUUUUUCAAAAUGAAGUUCAGGAGUACAGGAGCCACAGUAGAAACCUCAUUCCUAAAAAAAAAAAUCAAAGCCUUGUCAGAAAAACCUAGAGAAAUAAAGGCUACAGGUUAGUGCCGCUGUGUAGAGGAGUCUUAACUCGACACUAAAGUUAACAUUAAAGCGGGUUUCUAGGGCCUCUCAAUACAGAAAGGAUCACUGGAACCUAAGUAGGACGUCUACGGUAAAUGAACACAUGGUCAGUAUAAUGCAAUCCAACACAAUACAAGAUUUCCCCCCCGGAAAGUAUGGUCCUGACGCAUCUGGUCUUGUGAUCAAUUUAGUAAGCAGAUGAUGGCGUAAGCAGUAGUCCCACUCAUAAGAUACAGUAUGUGACCUCUGGUGUGUGAAAUAUCACCUCCGUUCUUUUUACCUUGAGUUUACAGUUUUACUGGGUUCGUUUUUUUUAGAACAGUAACCCACAUCAGGAAAUCCUGCAACAGCCUAGCUAUAAAAUCAACAAUUUUGAAGUUACUACUAUUCAGGGUUUGUUAAUGCUGUGUUUUAGUUUUUGAUUUUGUAUUGGAUUGCAUUUUAUUGUAAAGUGUUCCAAUCAUUUUGUCCACUCUAGCAUUGAAUAUAAGAUUUGCAGAGUAGUAUUUAUUGGAGAUCUGUUUUAUUGGAUUACAAUAUAUUGUACAGUUGUAAUACUAUUAUUUCCACCCCUUGUUUAAGAAAUGAUGCCAUAUAAUUUCCAUCAGGGCCUGGAUGUUUUUCCUACACUGGCCUUAUGUUUCAGUAAGAGAACAAUAUUCAUUGAGUCAGCCAGCACCCCUUCAACUUUGAGAUUAGGCUGUUUUAUUCCCUCUUCUCAGUUUUUCCACUACUGGUUUGAUACAUUCCUAAUAUAUAUUUUUUUUUUCACAUUUAAAAAGAAAUCUUUCAUUCAUUGGCAUCAUAUUUUUUUUUCUCCCACAGAAAAACAUCAGUAACACCAGUAACAGUUUCAGCCACAUUUUUUCAGUUUUAGAUCCUUACCUAAAACCAAACUAUAACUUACAAAUCUUCUACACGUGAUACCUUUGCUGACCAUUUUUGGAUGCAUGCAGUACAGAUUCAGAUUUUCAGGUGCAUUUUUCUUACCAGUACAGGCAUCCCUUGUUUUUCCAUAAUUUCCUAAAUUAAUUACCAGACUCUUGAAUAUUGCUUGAGUAAUGUAAUCACCUACUGUGAUCAUCAAGUCUGCAUUAUUCUUUCAGUCAUGCACUAUCGUGGUGUGGUAAUGCAAUUUAAAUGCAGAUUGAUUUGCAGCAUCUGCACUGCAUUACCAAUCAGUGAUAUAAUGUAAGACUGAGAGAAAACAGUGCACUUUUGAUGCUCACUGUGAUGAAUUCUUUCUUACUUUGAGAACGCACACAAAGCGAGGUGCAGACAUAUAGUCACCAUAGAUACCAUGUAUACAAAAACCCUAUUAUCGUCAUCCUCUUCUUUAAAAAAAAAAAAUCUGUCCUUGGCUCAAGUUUUCACUCUUACAGAGCUGUUUCGAAAGUGGGAAUGAGGAAAAUACUGUGCCUUAAAAAUGGGCCUCAGAGCCAUUUGGAGAGUCAGAGCAUAAGUCGAGGACCCUGUUGUGCCUCCUCAGAAAAGCAACAUAUUAAUUUUGGAUGCUGUGUUCUUGGUAUAUGUUGUUCUAACUACAAGUGCUAUCUGGAGCUGUGAUACUGGAGGCGGUCGUCAAUAUGGGGAGCUCCGUAAUUCUCCUCCUUUAGUUAAACUAUAUAAUAAGUAUAUAAUCUGUUUUUAUCUGCUGGGUUUUUUCUGCAGUGUGUUUAUAUUUUAUCUGAAUUUGAAGCUGUUUUAUUAUUGGUGAGAGCAUUUCUUCUAACCAGUUUCCUUUUUAUAUAUACAGCACAUAGAGGUAAAGACUUCAUUCACAACAUCCCCAAAUAAAGAGCCAAGUCACCUUUUUAUAAUCCUUUCUAAAUUAAAGUACCAUGAGCUCAUACACAUAAUGCAACACACUACCUAGCCUAUUAUUUAUCUUAGCAUGCAUGACACUCGCUAUGUAUAUUAAAUAUAAUGAUGUUUAUUAUCCUAUUUACAGAGAGUUUGGAGGCAGUCAGACUUGUUUUGUACCUUUUUAUGCAUGUGCUUUAUAUAAAUAUAUUUCUUCUUACUCUCACUGUAAUCAUUUUAGAGGAGUUUCUGUUUAAUAAACUUAAAUACACCUGACAAAUCUUCUACUGAUAUGUUUAGUGUGGUUGUAAAACUACACCUUCACAUCCUUAUUGGACGACUGGUUUCAAUUUUUUGUAUUUCUAGUAAGACAACAGGUUAAUUUAACUUCAUUGGCGUCAGUUGGGUAGGGAAAAGGGAGCAGUGCUUAGCCCUUCAUAGCUGAGCUGAGUUUAGUUUUGUGUUGCGCUUUAAUAGCUCGCUGCUGUAUGUAACCUUCCAUACUGAAAAUGUGUGAAAUCCAAACAUAAACCCCAGCACAAUGUCAUCAAAAUAUUUUAAAAACGCUAUUAUGAAGAAAAGAAAUUCUUUGGAUAUUCCAAUACUUCUAAUAAUGAUCAAUUCUAUUGUAGGCAAUAAUGUUCACAACAACCCCUUUGAUCAAUCAGUCAAUCACUCAGCAAAGAACCGUUUUACUCAUGUGUUGGUACUUUAGAGGAUUCUUAAGACUAAUUAUUAAAAGUUUGAUCAAU
This is a messenger RNA of Xiphias gladius (swordfish), 5120 nucleotides long. RefSeq names its product transcriptional coactivator YAP1-like. The record is from RefSeq and is a predicted model, not a curated record. Gene Ontology annotation, biological process: hippo signaling; positive regulation of transcription by RNA polymerase II. Gene Ontology annotation, molecular function: protein binding; transcription corepressor activity; transcription coactivator activity. Gene Ontology annotation, cellular component: nucleus; cytoplasm. NCBI's taxonomy places the organism in Eukaryota, Metazoa, Chordata, Actinopteri, Istiophoriformes, Xiphiidae. The coding region runs from base 370 to 1536 and encodes 388 amino acids. The transcript is spliced from 10 exons.